GCAGCAGCAGCGUUCGGGGACCCGCGCCUCCUCCUCCCCCGAGCGAGGCCCGGGGUGGGGGAGGAGGAGGAAGAUGGAGACCCACAUCUCGUGCUUGUUUCCCGAGCUGUUGGCCAUGAUCUUCGGCUACCUGGACGUCCGGGACAAGGGGCGCGCGGCGCAGGUGUGCACGGCCUGGCGGGACGCCGCCUACCACAAGUCGGUGUGGCGGGGGGUGGAGGCCAAGCUGCACCUGCGCCGGGCCAACCCGUCGCUGUUCCCCAGCCUGCAGGCCCGGGGCAUCCGGCGCGUGCAGAUCCUGAGCCUCCGCCGCAGCCUCAGCUACGUGAUCCAGGGCAUGGCCAACAUCGAAAGCCUCAACCUGAGCGGCUGCUACAACCUCACCGACAACGGGCUGGGGCACGCGUUCGUGCAGGAGAUCGGCUCCCUGCGCGCCCUCAACCUGAGCCUCUGCAAGCAGAUCACAGACAGCAGCCUGGGCCGCAUCGCCCAGUACCUCAAGGGCCUGGAGGUGCUGGAGCUGGGGGGCUGCAGCAACAUCACCAACACGGGCCUGCUGCUCAUCGCGUGGGGGCUGCAGCGCCUCAAGAGCCUUAACCUCCGCAGCUGCCGCCACCUCUCGGACGUGGGCAUCGGGCACCUGGCCGGCAUGACGCGCAGCGCGGCCGAGGGCUGCCUGGGCCUGGAGCAGCUCACGCUGCAGGACUGCCAGAAGCUCACCGAUCUCUCUCUCAAGCACAUCUCCCGCGGCCUCACGGGCCUGAGGCUGCUGAACCUCAGCUUCUGCGGCGGCAUCUCUGACGCGGGCCUCUUGCACCUGUCGCACAUGGGCAGCCUGCGUAGCCUGAACCUGCGCUCCUGCGACAACAUCAGUGACACGGGCAUCAUGCACCUGGCCAUGGGCAGCCUGCGCCUCUCAGGGCUGGACGUGUCCUUCUGCGACAAGGUGGGGGACCAGAGUCUGGCUUACAUAGCCCAGGGGCUGGACGGCCUCAAGUCGCUCUCCCUCUGCUCCUGCCACAUCAGUGAUGAUGGCAUCAACCGCAUGGUGCGCCAGAUGCACGGGCUGCGCACGCUCAACAUUGGACAGUGUGUGCGCAUCACGGACAAGGGCCUGGAGCUGAUCGCGGAGCACCUGAGCCAGCUCACGGGCAUUGACCUGUACGGCUGCACGCGAAUCACCAAGCGGGGGCUGGAGCGCAUCACGCAGCUGCCCUGCCUCAAGAACCCUCCAACAGCAACACGCGAGACCAUGGAGUUAAAGAAACCCAGAGACCUUUAUCAAGGAAUUGUACUGUUUGUGAAUUUGUAUAAAUAAUAACAAAGAUCCUCUUAAAAACGUUUAUAUUCUUACAGUUAAAAAAAGGUUAAACUGAUAUUUAUAUAAUAAAGAGGAAAUAUGAAGUA
Molecule: messenger RNA, 1407 nt
Organism: Ochotona princeps (American pika)
Lineage: Eukaryota; Metazoa; Chordata; Mammalia; Lagomorpha; Ochotonidae
Gene: FBXL14
Product: F-box and leucine rich repeat protein 14
Exons: 2
Coding region: 74-1318 (414 amino acids)
Biological process (GO): SCF-dependent proteasomal ubiquitin-dependent protein catabolic process
Cellular component (GO): SCF ubiquitin ligase complex
Molecular function (GO): protein binding
Source: RefSeq, a predicted model, not a curated record